Ostrea edulis (European flat oyster) is the source of this 2301-nucleotide messenger RNA. Its product is annotated as BSD domain-containing protein 1-like. The record is from RefSeq and is a predicted model, not a curated record. Gene Ontology annotation, cellular component: cytoplasm. NCBI's taxonomy places the organism in Eukaryota, Metazoa, Mollusca, Bivalvia, Ostreida, Ostreidae. The transcript has 8 exons. The coding region runs from base 428 to 1729 and encodes 433 amino acids.
AGGUUCUAUAAAAUAAACUAAUUAUGGGCUAAUGUAACGUCAUCCAAACCACUUUCUACAGUUAUACAAUGUGCAGCUACUCAUAGAAAUGGGGUUUAUAAUGAAAGUCUACUGUGAUGUAAACGAUUUGAUGCUUUUUACUGUUAAUUAGUGACAUUAAGCACUUGUCCAAUUGAAAGGCUACAGACAUUGACAACAUGAGAUACAGGGGCUAUCAUACACAAAUAAGUUAAAUCGAACUCCCCCUCAACACAUCUGAGUUUGUGAGAGUGAGACAUUUGUCAAUAUAUUUUAACAAUAAAGAUAAAUCCAUUUCAUUAGACAGAAGCUCUGGUCAAAAUGGUCAAGUGAUAGCAGGGAAGAAGGAGGCUGGUGGGGAUAUGGCUGGCUGCAAACAGCCAAAGAAAAGUCAAAAGCAGCACUGGAAAUGGUUCAGAAGGACUUGGCUGAGUACACGUGUACAAUGUCAGCAGAUACUAGUAAAGCUGUGGCUGAAACAAGUGAUAAACUAAAGGAAACACUGAAGGCAGAAAACACGUCAGCUGCAAAGGACCGAUUCAAGACCGGUGUAACAUCUUUUCUGGAAGGCUUGUCGAAAGCUCUGGUGAUAGAGGCAGAAGACAAGAAUGAACCGGUGAAAACCCAUGUCAACUCUGAAGCUGUAUAUGAUAGAGCGAAGGCACGGCUUCAUGCUAUACAAGUGGAUCUCGGAACUUACUGCAGUGAACCCACGGGUUCUCAAGAAAAAUACCAAGAAUGGCAGAAGUCCUUUGACUUGGAGGCAAAGAAAGGGGAGGUUUCAGAGCUACUUGUUUCAAAAGUGGAGCUUCGUGCAUUUUACACAAAACUGGUACCUGCUGAAAUAUCUCAUGCUGACUUCUGGAAGAGAUAUUUUUAUAAAGUCCAUCAACUUCAACAAGACGAAGCUAGGAAAUCAGCAUUAAUGAAACGGGCUGAACAAGCACAGAAGAAGGAAGAUUCCAUAAGCUGGGAAGAUGAUUGGAGUGGGGAUGAGGAAUCUGCUCCAGAGAAAUUAAGCCAUAAACAAGAAUUGAGCGAGAGACUUUCACCGUCACAGAAAAUAUCAAAAGAAACAAGUUCAAACAAUGAAACAGAGAUGAUUAGAAAUGAAGAAUCUGUGAAAAAUGAGACCAGGGUUACAAAUGGAGCCAAUUCCUUAAUGCAGGACACUGGCAAAGAAAAAAUUCCUAGUGAAUCAGUAAAGACUUCCCCAGCAGAUAUACUAGAGACACAGAAAUCAGAGAAUAUACAGGAAAGUGUGCCUGAACAGAUCAAUGACCAAGAAAUCACAACAGAAAUACAAGAGGAGACAGUGGAAGAAAGUAGCAGUCAGGACCAAGUUCACACCACUUCAUGUAAGAGUGAUGGAAAGGAGUCAACAUCUGCUGUCAAGGACAGUAAACCAGACCUUUGCACACCUGUUAAAGACAGUAAGCCAGACCUUCCCAAAUCUGAAAUGACUGAGGAGGAGGUCAAGACCAAGGAUAAAGGGGACAUGGUGGUGGUCAACCCUGACAGAGUGACCCCAUCAUCUGAUUCUAAUAAAGAGAACAGCACAGACGAUGACUGGGAGAGGGAUUUUGAUGUGGAGUUAACAGAGGAAGAACUGAAAGCUGCAGAUGAGAUAGCCAAAAAACUCAACCUGUCAGCAGCUGACUACACAACUAUAGCUGGAGAAAUGGACGAGGACUGGGAGAGCUGGGAUUAAACUGAAUGAUCUUGGUUUGAACGCCUUGUUAUGAUUUUGUUUUAAAAUAUAUUUGAACUGUGAAUGGGUUUUAAAAAUGCAUUGUAUAAUUUUUGCACCAGAACUCUCAUUAUUAUAUGUAUCAAUUCAAGUAAUACAUGUAUCAUUAUAUGUAAAAUAAAUUCAUUCUAAUUCAUGUAUAUUGACUUUGCAAAGUGCAUUAUGGAUUUUAAGGAAAUUUGUCUUGUGUGAAAUCUUGUUACAUUAACCAGUUUUAUGAAUUAAAUUGAAAUAAAAAUCUGGGGGAAAGUUUAAAUCCAUGCACUGUCUUUUUAUAGAAGACAUGGAUGGAUAAUUUCUUUCCAGAUUUAUAUUUCAAUUUCAUUAAUAAAACUUCAGAUUCCUGUGCAUGAACAGAAAAUUUUUCCACAUAAAAUAAAACUGCUUAAUUAUCACUGAACCUUUUCUUCAUUUCCAUCUUAUUGUUAUAAUAAUUAUCUUUUGCUAUCAUGUAUCUAUUUUGCGAAAAUACUGUAUAUUUAAAAAUGGUGAUGCCAGUUAAUAAAGAAAAACAGAAAUGCUGAGUAGAGAAA